This is a messenger RNA of Candidula unifasciata, 621 nucleotides long. Lineage: Eukaryota; Metazoa; Mollusca; Gastropoda; Stylommatophora; Geomitridae. The record is from the annotation of a GenBank genome assembly.
AUGAAGAGGAGGAGGAGGAUGAAGAUGAGGAGGAGGAAGAAGAGAAGAUGGAUGAAGACAGUAGUGAUGAUGAUAGCGUUUCCAGUGGUGGCAUUUUUCCUGUCAUUUGGCCUGGGAUGCUUGAGAAUUCUGGAUCCUGAAAUGAAGCUGUUGGACCUGACACAGAUGUGGCAACAGUUUCAGGUCUUGAAGGAACAUUUCAUCCCACACUAUGUUGCUUACCAUUACUUCCGAAGCAAAGGAUGGGUUCCUAAAUCUGGCCUCAAAUUUGGAUGUGAUCUCGUCUUGUACCGAGAGGGGCCGCCGUUCUACCAUGGCAGCUACUCCGUGGUUGUGAUUGCAGUGAAAGACAGCACUCUGUUGCCAGUUAGCACACGCGGUGGCCUACUUCUGGACAACAGGAAGCUCAACUGGGUUUCCCUGGCAGGGUUAAACCGAAUUACCGAACAUGUUGCCAAGGAGCUGAUGCUGUGUUAUGUCAUUUGGCCAGCAAAUAUGACCUCUGAGGAGUCCCUGUCGCCAGAUUGCAUUUCAAGAUUUAAGGUUAAGGAAUUGGUGGUUUCCCGAUGGGUGUCUUCUCAAGAAAGAGAGAAUAAGUUUGGAGAGGAAGAGAUGCCAUGA